This is a messenger RNA of Durusdinium trenchii, 2043 nucleotides long. The record is from the annotation of a GenBank genome assembly. Lineage: Eukaryota; Dinophyceae; Suessiales; Symbiodiniaceae.
AUGAUCUUUCUCCUGUGCCUCGUGGAGGUCUUGCUCCUAGCUGUGGCAAAGGAUGACAAAGGAGGUUGGGAAGAAAGCGUCAAUGACGAGGGCAAGAGGGUCCAGACCUUGAAGAUUGAAGCCCCAUCAAUGACCGAAGAGGACCAGUAUGGCUACAACAUGCCCGAUCGCUACAAAUGCGAUUCUUGCCGAGCCGUGGUGCAUCAUUUGCACGAGGCGCUGAACAAGCAGCAGCCAAAAAGCCGCAGGUUGAAGUCUUGGGAGUACACGGAUCUGUUCGAGGAGACCUGUCGCUCUGCCUUUGAGGGCUAUGGCAUCAAGCUUGUCAAUGGCGAGAACGUCCUGAGCGGGCCCGGCCUGAAAGACAACGUGGAGCUGCAGCCUGGAAUGGGAGCCAUCCAGAUGGGCGGCGAAAACUGGAAAAAGCGCCUUGCCGAAGAGUGUCGAAAGCUGGUCUUUGAGCAGGUUGGUGAAGAAGAUUUCUACGAUUUCCUGUACGGAAAGUGGAAGGAUGGAGAGCAGAUCGACAUUAGAGACUAUUGCACCAAGGAGGCGCACUACUGCAAGGCAGCGAAACUGGGUCCAGAGCCACCAAAGGAGAGCAAGGAGGAGAAAAAGCCGAAGAAGGAGAGAGGAAAAGCCGAGAGGAAGCCGAAGGAGAAGAAAGAGAAACCCAAACCUGCAGCCGACAAGGCUUCAGACAAGCUUACACUCGAGGCACGCUGGUGGUGGCUACUUGGUUCCAUGUCCUCUCCACCCCUUCGACCUUGCAGUGACUUCAUGCAAAAACUCGCUUCGAAGAACGGUGUGAAGCAGGAGGAGUACGUCGCUCCAAGAUCAGAGCGAGAAUGGGAGAAGCUUCUGGUCUCUGCCCUCUUCUUCGGCUCGUUGUUCAAGGUCACCUUCGUCUCGAGCCCCUUUCGCCCAACACGCGACCGAACUCGCCUUGAUGCACUACCGGAAUCUGGAGGUGCGACUUUGGAGGCAGAAGGCAUCCCGAAGACCAAUCCGCAGGGCAUCCAGAAUCAAAUCUGGCAGUGGCGUGGGCAGCGUAUUCGCUAUCAAAGCAUUGGAGAGGAGAAUGAUGGACCUAGCGUCCUCUUGGUCCAUGGCUUGUUUGUAAACGCUGAUCAUUGGCGACAGAACAUGCCGGCCUUGGCGAAAGCUGGCUUUCGUGUUUUUUCCAUCGACCUGCUGGGCUAUGGCUAUAGCUCCAAACCAGACCCCUAUGGUGAAGAAGCUCGUGCCAUCAACGGAGAGAAGGGCCGCAGGUUGGGCUCCCCGAAAGCCAACUUGGGCACUGCCUGGGGUGGAGAGCGAAGAGACGUCGAGGUGCCCUUGGAGCAUCCAUUGGGAUCAGUCUACAAUUUCUACACUUGGAGUGAAGAGAUUCGAGACUUUGCGCGGGAGAUCAUUCAAGCCGGCCCAAAGGGUGUGGCUCUGGUGGCCAAUUCCAUCGGCUCGAUUUCAGGUUUGCAGGCUGCUCUGGACGAGCAAGAUCUCUUUAGCGGCUUGAUGAUUCUCAAUCCAAACUUCCGGGAGUUGCACGUGGCAGAGCAACCGCCAUUGAUCAAUCCGCUGGUCUCUGCCAUCCAGGGCUGGCUUCGCGACAAUGGGCAGCCGUUGUUCGAUUUCCUGGCCAAGCCUGACACGGUGAAGCAGAUCCUGAAGGAGCCAUACCACGAUCCGGAGACGGUGACCGAUGAGUUGGUGGACGUGCUCCUCACGCCCUUGCUCAUCAAAGGUUCGGCGACUGUGGUCUUCGAUACUUUGUCAUAUUCUGCUGGGCCUUUGCCAGAGCAGCUUUUGGCAGAUCCAGGCCUAUCCAAGCUUCCAGUGUGGGUGUGUUUGGGUGAGAAGGACCCUUGGACGCCACUGGACCGAGUGCGCGCACUGGAUCAAUAUCCACCUGUCCAACGUGUUGAUGUGCUUCCAGGUAUUGGUCAUUGCCCCCAUGAUGAAUCUCCGGAAAUUGUUAAUCCGCUCUUGAUUGAUUUCUUGAAAUCUGUACAUCAGAAACAACUCGAAGCAUCAAUGGCCUAA